AUGGCGGACAAGACACCGGAGCUGCUGGAUCUGACGAUCGACAACAUCACGCCCAACACGAUCCGCAUCAACUCGCAGAGCCAGAAUGCGCGCCUCAAGUACCUCAUGGAGCGGCUCGUCACGCACCUGCACGACUUUGCGCGCGAGACGAGGUUGAGCACCGACGAGUGGAUGGCGGCGCUCAACUUCCUCGUGGGGUGCGGGCAGAUUAGCAGCGACGUGCGGCAUGAAUUCAUUCUCCUCUCCGACAUUCUCGGCCUCUCCCUGCUCGUCGACAGCAUCAACCAUCCCAAGCCGUCCGACUCGACCGAGGGCUCCGUCCUGGGCCCGUUCCACACGCACGAUGCGCCAACGCUGGAGAACGGGGCCAACAUGUCGGGAGAUCCCGAGGGUGAGCCGUUGUUGGUUGUCUGCACAGUUAAGGACCGCCAGGGAAACCCGGUGUCUGGGGUCAAGAUCGACAUUUGGGAGACAGACAGCAGCGGGCACUAUGACGUGCAGCACGAGGGACGAACGGAGGCGAGCGAGCGGUGCGUCAUGGUAUCUGAUGACAAUGGGCGAUUCUGGUUCCAGGGCAUCAAGCCCGUCAGCUAUCCCAUUCCGCACGACGGACCUGUAGGAAAGCUGUUGGACCAUUUGGGCCGACACUGCUGGCGGCCUGCACACUUGCAUUUCAUGUUUGAGAAGAAGGGCUGGGAUCACUUGAUCACUGCGCUCUACAUCCGGGGUGACCCGUACGAGAAGUCGGAUGCGGUGUUUGGUGUCAAGAAGAGCCUCGUGGUGGACCUCGACAAGGUUGACAAGGCGACGGCGGAGAAGUACGGGGUCAAGGAGGGAAGCUGGCUGUUGGAGCAGGACUUUGUGCUGGUGACGCAGAAGGAGACGGAGGAGCUGAGGGACCGCAACGCGGUUGAGGCUCUGAAGAAGCUUGGGCUGACGCAUCUGAAGCUCGUGGACCAUCUCCCCGUGCCGGAGCUGGACUGA
Messenger RNA from Colletotrichum chrysophilum, 984 nucleotides. RefSeq lists its product as uncharacterized. Gene Ontology annotation, molecular function: catechol 1,2-dioxygenase activity; ferric iron binding. Gene Ontology annotation, biological process: catechol-containing compound metabolic process. NCBI's taxonomy places the organism in Eukaryota, Fungi, Ascomycota, Sordariomycetes, Glomerellales, Glomerellaceae. The transcript has 3 exons. The coding region runs from base 1 to 984 and encodes 327 amino acids. The record is from RefSeq and is a predicted model, not a curated record.